Messenger RNA from Linum tenue, 1434 nucleotides. The record is from the annotation of a GenBank genome assembly. NCBI's taxonomy places the organism in Eukaryota, Viridiplantae, Streptophyta, Magnoliopsida, Malpighiales, Linaceae.
AUGAAUGACUAUCCUCUACCACCCGAAAUUCAUCCACCACCAGAGAAAACAAUCCAGAUAAUCUCAACCUCCAUAGUCGAACCAGCAGCAUCACCGCCAAACACCACUAACCACCACGACAUCGAAAUCCAAUUCACUCCAUUCGACAUCCAAUUCCUCCCUCUCCAAUACGCCCAAAGAGGCCUCUUAUUCCGCAACCCAUCUCCACAAAAACCCAAUUCACCAUCCACAAUCCCACGCCUGAAAACCACUCUCUCCCGAGCCCUCUCCAUCUUCCCACCCUUCGCCGGCCGCCUCGCCGCCGUCCAGUACGACGACGACGGAACCGCCUCCUUCUCUCUCAACUGCAACGGCGCCGGAGCCCUCGUCGUUCACGCCGUCGCUAAUGGACUCUCUGCCGCCGACAUUCUCCAUUCGGACGACCCCACUUCCCCCGGCGUUCUUCACUCCCUGUUCUCCAUGAACGGAGCGUACGGCUGCGAGGGAGUCUCCAAACCGCUGCUGGUGGUUCAAUUCACCCAGCUAGCAGAUGGGUUUUUCAUGGGUUUCACGUUUUCUCACGCCGCUGCCGAUGGGUCGUCCUUCUGGCAUUUCCUCAGCACUUGGUCCGAAAUUUCCCGAAACGCUGCCGCGGAAUCGGUGUCGCCGCAGUCGGAAUUGAUAUUGGAAAAUCCGGUUCCGGUGAUUGGGACUUGGUUCCUCGACGGGAUAGAACCCCCAAUUCGAUUCCCAUUCUCAUUCGACGAAACGGUUCAAAAACCCCCAAUCAGCCUUCCCCUGCCUCCUCUGCUCCAGAGGAUUUUCCAUUUCAGCAAGGACAAAAUCGCUCAACUGAAAGCCAGAGCAAAUUCUGAGCAGACCGACAUUGGUUCUGCUAAACCAAUCUCUUCGUUUCAGUCGAUGCUUGCUCACAUUUGGAGAGCAGUGAUCCGAAACAGUCACGGUCUAGAUCCCGACGAGGAAGUUCAUUGCAAGCUGUUGGUGGAUUUCAGGCACAGACUGAGGCCGAAGCUGCCGGAGGCUUACUUCGGGAACGUGGUGCUGUUCGCGACGGCGACGGCUUCAGCUGGAGAUCUGGCGGCGAAAGGGAUUGGGUUUGCGGCUUUGAAGCUGAACGAGACGGUGGAGAGGCAAACGGAUGGAGAAGGGAGGAGGUGGGUGAAGGAGUGGAUGGAGAAGCCAGAGGUACGGAAGCUGGGUGCCAUGGCGAGGAAUUCUCUGAUUGUGGCCGACUCGCCGAGGUUUGAGGUGUAUGGGAAUGACUUCGGUUGGGGGAAGCCCGUGGCGGUGAGGGCGGCGGGGAAUUACAGCGACGGGAAAGUGACUGUGUUGAGGGGGAAAGAAGAGGGGAGCGUGGAUGUGCAGAUUUGCCUGGUGGAUGCGACGAUGAAAGGAAUUGGGAAUGAUUCGGAGUUCAUGGAGUUUGUUGGGUGA